UAUAUAAGCAUUGGCGGAGCGUCGGUUGUAGCAGUCUGCGCGCCUGCUUCUCCGCUUGUUUCGCUGUCUUUCUAUUCUCGUCGCUGCCGCCGUCGCCGCCAUCAUGAGGGAGAUAGUGCACCUGCAGGCCGGGCAGUGCGGCAACCAAAUCGGCGCCAAGUUCUGGGAGGUGAUCAGCGAUGAGCACGGCAUUGACCCCACGGGCACCUACCACGGGGACAGCGACCUGCAGCUGGAGCGCAUCAACGUGUACUAUAACGAGGCCACCGGCGGCAAGUACGUGCCCCGCGCAGUACUCGUGGAUCUGGAGCCCGGCACCAUGGACUCCGUGCGCUCUGGGCCCUUCGGGCAGAUCUUUCGGCCGGACAACUUCGUUUUCGGUCAGAGUGGUGCUGGGAACAACUGGGCCAAGGGGCACUACACGGAAGGCGCAGAGCUGGUGGACUCCGUGCUGGACGUUGUGCGGAAGGAGGCUGAGAGCUGUGACUGCCUGCAGGGUUUCCAGCUGACCCACUCCUUGGGUGGGGGGACUGGGUCUGGGAUGGGUACCCUCCUUAUCAGCAAGAUCCGGGAGGAGUACCCAGACAGGAUCAUGAACACGUUCAGUGUGGUGCCCUCCCCCAAGGUGUCAGACACGGUGGUGGAGCCCUACAAUGCGACCCUCUCAGUCCACCAGCUUGUAGAGAACACAGACGAGACCUACUGCAUCGAUAACGAAGCUCUCUACGACAUCUGCUUCAGAACCCUCAAGCUGACAACGCCUACCUACGGGGACCUGAACCACCUCGUGUCUGCCACCAUGAGUGGGGUCACCACCUGCCUGCGCUUCCCAGGCCAGCUCAAUGCUGAUCUGCGCAAGCUGGCCGUGAACAUGGUUCCGUUUCCCCGCCUGCACUUCUUCAUGCCUGGCUUUGCCCCGCUGACCAGCCGGGGCAGCCAGCAGUACCGGGCCCUGACAGUGCCCGAGCUCACCCAGCAGAUGUUUGAUGCCAAGAACAUGAUGGCGGCCUGCGACCCCCGCCAUGGCCGCUACCUGACGGUGGCCGCUGUGUUCAGGGGCCGCAUGUCCAUGAAGGAGGUGGAUGAGCAAAUGCUUAAUGUCCAAAAUAAGAAUAGCAGCUACUUUGUUGAGUGGAUCCCCAACAACGUGAAAACGGCUGUCUGUGACAUCCCGCCUCGGGGGCUAAAAAUGUCUGCCACCUUCAUCGGCAACAGCACAGCCAUCCAGGAGCUGUUCAAGCGAAUCUCAGAGCAGUUCACCGCCAUGUUCCGGCGCAAGGCCUUCCUGCACUGGUACACGGGUGAGGGCAUGGACGAGAUGGAGUUCACCGAGGCCGAGAGCAACAUGAAUGAUCUGGUGUCCGAGUACCAGCAGUACCAGGAUGCCACAGCUGAGGAGGAGGGCGAGUUUGAGGAGGAGGCAGAGGAGGAGGUGGCCUAGAGCCUCCAGUCACCAGGAAAGCAGGGAAGCGGUGUGAACUCUUUAUUCACUCCCAGCCUAUCUGGCUUGUCCCGCUGCGUGUGCACCUGCUGUUUUCCCUUUCAUGCGCCAUGCUGUACAGACAACACCAUUAAAGCUGUUUCAUAGUG
Messenger RNA from Callithrix jacchus (white-tufted-ear marmoset), 1590 nucleotides. RefSeq names its product tubulin beta 4B class IVb (gene TUBB4B). The record is from RefSeq and is a predicted model, not a curated record. NCBI's taxonomy places the organism in Eukaryota, Metazoa, Chordata, Mammalia, Primates, Cebidae. Gene Ontology annotation, molecular function: GTPase activity; GTP binding; structural constituent of cytoskeleton. Gene Ontology annotation, cellular component: microtubule. Gene Ontology annotation, biological process: microtubule-based process.